This is a messenger RNA of Pecten maximus, 1896 nucleotides long. RefSeq lists its product as uncharacterized. Bases 1 to 1896 code for a protein of 631 amino acids. The record is from RefSeq and is a predicted model, not a curated record. The transcript has a single exon. NCBI's taxonomy places the organism in Eukaryota, Metazoa, Mollusca, Bivalvia, Pectinida, Pectinidae.
AUGUCCGUCCAGGGAGAGCUGUACGAAGAUUCCUGGAUUCUAUAUCGUGUCCUGGACAGGACGAUGGGGAGCCGAGAAAUGGUUGCCGUCAGGAGGAAGCUGACACUUGUACGUGAGCAAUUAAGUAACUGUGAUAAAACACAAUCAGAAACAAUUAACAUAGGAAGUUCAGCAGAAGGAAUUAAGAUGAAGGGCUCGGACCAAGAUCAAAUGCUAAUUCACAACUCUGUGGUAGUUAUAUGUCCUGACCGACAAAGCAGUAUCACACCAGAUAUUGCUAAUAAAACGGUAUUUAUUAUGAGAGAUACCGACAGCCGACCUGGCUAUGUAAAAUUGCAGCUGAAAGGACGGACGUGCACUUCAGACUUGUUUAAUUCGAUUGUACCUGUUGGAGAUGUACACUUUAUAUCAAGUGAAAUGUUUGCACGGUCACUAUCAGAUCAAGUAUGUGAUGUAUUCAGGACUACCGUAAACACUCGUGGAGCAGCUACUACUACGAGUAAAAUAACUUAUACAGAAUCAGAUAUCGAUUUAGUGCGUGUGUUCGUUUGUACUAGUUGGCCAAGCGAGAGCAACGAGUGGGUGAGCAGACCUCGAUUGUAUAACUGGCCGGAUAAAUGUUUGAGAGAUCAGAUAGUACAAGGUGGUUGUCAUCUUGUCCCUGUAGGAGAUAAAACGUCAGCCGACACGUUACUACAAUGGAGAAUUUCAUUCGCGACUGCGGAACGCAAACUCGUUCAUUCUCUCAGUCAUGUCCAGUUCCUAGUGUACUGUCUUCUCAAGUACCCUUUCAAACAGAUAUCUGGGAAGUUGAAACAAAUAUAUGGGGAUACGGAUAUUAUCUCGUCAUAUAUUAUCAAAACAACUAUACUCCAUGCAGUAGAAAACACACCUUUUUCUUUAUGGGAAGAAAAGAAUACAAUUCUUUGUUUCAUGCUGUGUUUAAAUAUUUUGGCCACGUGGGUGAGAGCAGGAUAUUGUCCUAAUUACUUUAUAUACAAGAAUAAUAUGUUCCUUGGGAAAGUUCAUGGUCACAAUCAACAAAAACUCCUCCGUUUACUUGUUAAACUCCGUGAUAUGACAUGGCGUUGUCUAUCAAUAGGAACAUUCUUCCAAUUAUCUAUAGGAAAGUAUAUCCAGAGAGUGAAAAAUGGGGCCUGUGAAAUAGUACUGCCUACACCAGCACAAUCAGAAAGAGAAACUGAUUUCACAAUAUUCGUACGGUCCUUCGUUUUGUUUCGUGCAACUGAUGUACUGCCCGCUUUGAAACUUCUGAGCAAAUCAAUGUCGGACAUGGAUGAAUUAAUAGCUUACUUCAAUACAGUACAUGCACUCUCUUUUAAAGGGAUGGAGGCAUUUGAGAAACAAGCUUCCCUCGGAGGAAACAAACAGAAGUAUAAAUCUCUUAGGAAAUGUAAGAAGUUUAUUUCACCACUUGCCGUAACUUGUACAAGUCCAGGUCUACUGACGUUGGCAACCUAUCACUACCAGACUGGGAAUUACUUGAAAACACUGGAAAUGUGUGGACACCUUAUUUCCUCGUGGAAAAUUUUCGUUGAUUGUAUGAGUGAAAAGGAUCAUGAAAGAUACGAACAUCUCUACUGUGGGCAUGGGUAUAGUCUUCUACACAAAUUUCAGCAAGCAUGUGUAUCAUACAUGUUUUUGACACAACCAUAUCCAAAUUUCUGUCCAGUCCAUUUACAACAAGAGCUAACGAACGUCAGUAGUAUAAAACUGCUAAUCCCACCACUCCCUUAUGCCGUGUUCCUGACCUUCCUGUGUUACCAUGAGCUUAACGAUACAAGAAGACGUGACGCAGCACUGAUCGAACUUCGGGCCAUGAAGUAUGAUAAGAACCAGGGAGGAAGUAAAUACUGGUUGUCCACAACCUCUUAG